AGCAUUAAUGAGGAAAAAACGUACUUAAUACACACCAAUCUUUAUUGUUUGACAAGUUAUGGUUGUCGGGUUAUGCUGAUGAAUUUCUUUUUUCUAGACCUCCUGAAUCUGUAGGGUACAGACCACCUCUGGAGUUUAUUAACAAAGAGUUCAGAACUAAAGAACACAUCCGGAGACUUCCUGUCUAGACCUCUGCCAAAAUGGCUGGAGAAAACCCUCUUUUCAAACAUUACCUGACUUGCAACGUGUGCACUGAGAUCCUCAAGGACCCGGUGUCUCUGGGCUGUCACCACAGCUUCUGUUCCAGCUGUCUCCAGGACUUCUGGGCCCAAGCUGAGAACAAGAACUGUCCCGUCUGUAAGAGGAAAUCCUCAAAGGAUAUAGAGGUUAACUUUGCCAUCAAGGAGCUCGCUGACUCCUACGCUGGAAGACAGAGGUCUGACCCCUCUGAUGAGGCCCAGGUGGUCUGCACUGAACCCUCCCAGAGGUCUGACCCCUCAGGAGAGGCCCAGGUGGUCUGCACUGAGCACUUAAAGGAUAUCAAGUGGUUCUGUAAGGAGGAGCAGAGAGCUGUGUGUCAUGUGUGUGAGUUCCCUCACCACCAGGGUCACACGGUGGUUCGUCUUGAAGAACCAGUCCAGGAGCUGAAGCAGCAGCUGACACAUGACCUCAGGGCUCUACAGGCCAGGAGGAGCAGACACCAGGAGCUGGAGGAGACGUAUGAGGCCAUGGUUCCUCACCUCAAGGUACAGCGGGUGAAGACCGAGAGGCGGAUCAGAGCAGAGUUUGAACAGCUUCACCGGUUCCUGAGAGAGGAAGAGGAGGCCAGAGUGGCGGCCCUGAGAGAGGAAGAGGAGCAGAAGAGGAAGAGGAUCCUCCUGGAGAGGAAGACCCUUCAGGAGCAGAUCCGGUCUCUCUCAGAGGGUCUCUCGGCUGUAGAAGCAGACCUGCAGAAGGACGGCCUGUCGUUCCUCAUGGCUUCCACGCGCUCCCGGACCAGCGCCAGAGCCCUGCUCUCCGGUUCUGAUCCCCUGCUGCUUCCUGGAGCGCUGCUGGACGAGGCCAAACACCUGGGAAACCUGGCCCACAGAGUCUGGGAGGAGAUGGGGCAGAGGACCACCUUCAGCCCCGUUACUCUGGACCCAAACACUGCAGAAUGCUGGCUCUCUCUGUCUGAUGAUCUGACCAGCGUGAGACAUAGCGAUGUAACCCAGGAGGUUCCUAACAACCCAGAGAGGUUCACUAGGUACCUUAAUGUUCUGGGCUCUGAGGGCUUCAGCUCAGGGGAACACUGCUGGGAGGUGGAGGUGGGAGACCAUCCUGACUGGAUAAUAGGUGUUGCUAAAGAGUCAGUGGACAGGAGAGGAGAGCGUAUGGUUUCACCAGAUGAUGGAAUCUGGUGUUUACUCCACCGCAGUGGAAAGUACUCUCGGCAUACUGGUAAAACCCUGACAUUGAAGAGGACUCCAGAGAGGAUCAGAGUCCAGCUGGACUAUGAUGGAGGGAAGGUGUCCUUCUACGACCCUGAAGACAUGACUCUCAUCUACACCCAUCAAUACACUUUCACUGACAGCAUCUUCCCUUGGUUUAGUCUUGGACCAGCAGGUGAAGCCCGGACCAGAGGUGUUAGAGUGUGUGGUGUCUCCUCACGCACUAAACCAUGUAAAUGAAUGUAACCUUGUCAGUUCUGUUUGCCUGCUAGAGUCUCUAGUAUGUAGAAAGACAGUAUCAUAUAUGUAUGUAUGUAUGUAUGUAUGUAUGUAUGUAUGUAUGUAUGUAUGUAUGUAUGUAUGUAUGUAUGUAUGUAUGUAUGUAUGUAUGUAUGUAUGUAUCUAUCUAUCUAUCUAUCUAUCUAUCUAUCUAUCUAUCUAUCUAUCUAUCUAUCUAUCUAUCUAUCUAUCUAUCUAUCUAUCUAUCUAUCUAUCUAUCUAUCUAUCUAUCUAUCUAUCUAUCUAUCUAUCUAUCUAUCUAUCUAUCUAUCUAUCUAUCUAUCUAUCCAUCCAUCCAUCCAUCCAUCCAUC
This is a messenger RNA of Gadus macrocephalus (Pacific cod), 2021 nucleotides long. Its product is annotated as zinc-binding protein A33-like. The transcript has a single exon. The record is from RefSeq and is a predicted model, not a curated record. The coding region runs from base 201 to 1670 and encodes 489 amino acids. Lineage: Eukaryota; Metazoa; Chordata; Actinopteri; Gadiformes; Gadidae. Gene Ontology annotation, molecular function: zinc ion binding; protein binding.